UGUGUUUUUGUUCAUCAUUUCCACGGAAGAACUUCUUAAAAACUUUAAAACUGUACAAAAACAUUAUUAAGGAAUUAUUUUCUGAACCAUCAUUCUAAUAUAAGAACAUUUUCUACGAUUUUAUUGUCAGCAACAACGAUGCACAAAUAUUGCUCCCCUGUCUUAAUUGCGUUUAUUUUGGGUAUUUUAGCAAGUAAAUUGCACGAAGAAACUCGGAAAAUGUGACUGAAACAAAUGUAAGUCUCAAAGAAGUUGUGCUUUUUUUUAACAAAUUUGUAGUUCCGGUUUUCGAAGGAAACAUAUUAUGAACUUCUUUUUUACAAGGAAAGUAAAUUAAAAAAUGAAAUGAAAGUAACUGGAAUUUCAAAAUUUUCAAUAAUUUUGUGAUGCACUUCCAAAUAGUUUGUUAAUCUUUUAAAGGAGAGAUUAUUUUGAUUGAUGGUCUUAACCACGGUAUAAAUAAUAGUCGCGCAAGUGAUUUACUCAAUUCGUUGGUUUUCAAGUGGGUGAAAAUGGCACGACUUUUGACUUUUGUGAUUUUUUUAACAGUGGUGGUGGCAAUACACGGCGCAUCAUAUUCUAGAGUAACAAAGGAGUUGAGUGAAGUGAAAGCUGAAAACUUAAGAAAUUCAAAUAAAACACUUUUAUCACUUAAUUUCUCUUCUCAACAGAUCAGGUAUUCACUUGAAGUCUACUACCAGCUCUUGUUGUACAUCAAAGAGAAUAACCUCUUGGAUAUUGACGAUUGUCCGAGAUGCAAGUGCUUCAGUGAUGGCAUUUGCAUUGAUGUGUGCAAUGGUAGAAUAUGUUCUUGAAAUAAAAAUAAAAGGAUAUUUUAUAA
This is a messenger RNA of Tribolium madens (black flour beetle), 841 nucleotides long. RefSeq lists its product as uncharacterized. The coding region runs from base 513 to 815 and encodes 100 amino acids. The record is from RefSeq and is a predicted model, not a curated record. The transcript has 2 exons. NCBI's taxonomy places the organism in Eukaryota, Metazoa, Arthropoda, Insecta, Coleoptera, Tenebrionidae.